Messenger RNA from Menidia menidia (Atlantic silverside), 2100 nucleotides. Lineage: Eukaryota; Metazoa; Chordata; Actinopteri; Atheriniformes; Atherinopsidae. The record is from the annotation of a GenBank genome assembly.
AUGGGUGUUCAAGGUUUCCAAGAAUACAUUGAAAAGCACUGCCCCAGUGCCGUGGUGCCGGUUGAUCUCCAGAGGCUGGCCCGGGGAAGUUUGGUUGGAGGUGGCCGUCAAAGACCCCCCCAGAGUCCGCUGAGACUCCUUGUGGACGCCGAAAACUGUCUGCACCGGCUUUACGGAGGCUUCUACACCGACUGGGUCAGCGGAGGCCAGUGGAACCACAUGCUGGGCUUCCUGGCCGCCCUCUCCAAGGCCUGCUUCAGCGGCAACAUUGAGCUCCUGGUGUGCUUCAAUGGCGCCCUGGAGAAAGGCCGCCUUCACGAGUGGGUCAAGCGGCAGGUGAACGAGAGGCAGACCGCUCAGCAGAUCAUCAGCCACGUCCAAAAUAAGGGCACCCCGCCGCCCAAAGUCUGGUUUCUGCCGCCCGUGUGCAUGGCCCACUGCAUCCGGCUGGCUCUCCUGCGGUUCCACGUCGCGGUGAGUGAAGCCCGGCCUGGCGAAUUCAGCAUCUCUUCUGGAAGAGAUGGAUGCCACACGGACACUCCAGACCUGAUUGUCCAGAGCGUGGAGGACCACCACUUGGAAGUAAUGGCCUUAUGCCGGGAGGGCGGUUUCCACGGCCUGGUGGCCUACGACUCCGACUACGCCCUGAGCAACAUCCCCUUCUACUUCAGCUCCCACACCCUCAAACUGAGCCGCAACAGCAAGAGCCUCACCACCAGCCAGUACCUGAUGCACGAAGUGGCCCGCCAGCUCGAUCUCAACCCCAACCGCUUCGUCAUCUUCGCUUCACUUUUAGGGAAUCACAUACUGCCUGAUGAAGACUUGGCUGCCUUUCAUUGGAACUUACUCGGCUCUGAGCACCCAUUAGCAUCACUAAAGUUCCCUGAGUGUUUGCUUCCAGCUUACCUCAGCACAUCCGCUCUUCCUCAGGUGCGUGCUCACCAGCUCGUGCUCCCACCCUGCGAUGUAGUGAUCAAGGCCGUUGCCAACUACGUCCGCAACAUCCCGGACGUCAGCGACCUGGAGGCCAUCUCUAAGGACAUCUUCAAGUAUUCGCAGUCUUGCCCCGAUGACAAAGUCAUUCGCUUCAAGAAGGCAGUGGAAUACUAUUCAGAAGCCAGCAAACCACCUCACUUCCCUCCACAAUUAGUCAGACCAAAACACAUGGGAGUGCCCGUGGCAGUGCUAUCUCCUAAAGUGGUCAACAUUCCACAGGCAUCGCUGCCUGCACAACCUGGGGUCCAGCACUCGUACCCGGAGCCUCUCGUGGAGCACAGUCUGUCUCUGGAUUCAGCCGAGAAAGACCUCCCAGAGCAAAACAGCAACAUUCCUCACGAGGGGAAGCACACACCGCUGUAUGAGAGGUCCUCUCCCAUCAACCCCGGCCAGGCGGGCAGCCCCAACCACACGGAGGCCGCCUUCUUCAACGCCUCCUCCACGUCCUCGUCCUCAGAGAACGACGAGAGCCUAGGCACAACUGCCAAAGUGAAGCUAACGCAGCUCUGCCCGCAGGUGGACCUCUGCGGGAGCUCUGCUGCGGGCCCGGGGGCGCAGGCCAUGGGCCUCCUGAGCCUGAACGCAGCCAUCCCCUCCCUGCUCUCCAUGCCCACCCGGAACCACAUGGACAUCACCAUCCCCCCUCUCCCCAUCGUGGCGCCGGAGGUCCUGCGGGUGGCUGAGCACAGACACAAGACGGGCCUCAUGUACCCCUACAUCUACCACGUCCUCACCAAGGUGCUCCCCGCUGUUGCUUCUUCUGGUUUGGCGCGCUGUUUGCGCGUGGGGGGGGGGGCGUGGCGCGGUACUGAGGUGACGCUGUGUUUGCAGGGGGAGAUUAAGCUGUCCGUCACCAUCGAAGAUGAAGCCAACAAAGACCUGCCUUCAGCAGUGCAGCUGUUCCGCCCCAUCCGUCAGUAUGUUUACGGGGUGCUCUUCAGCCUGGCCGAGGCCAGGAAGAAGGCCGAGAGACUGGCCGUGAGGAAGAACUGCCUCCCCGAGUGUGAGUCCAGCGAUCGGAGAGAUUAUCGGUGCCUCGUAUAUAUUAUUUUGACAGAAACCUAUUCCAGUGGGUGCUUCUUUGAGGCCCUGACUGCCCCAUGA